AAGCGAAUGCUGCCGUCUGAAAAGUAAGUUUGUUUCACAAAGAUAUUGGCACACACACAAUACAGGAAAAGUUAGAAUCCAACUUUUUUUUUUCUCUUGCUCUUAUACGGUGUUUACCUCUUUUGUUAAGUGACCGAAAUACACCCGUCAAUCGAGGUACAAGCACAUCUGCUCAAUUGAUUCGUUUGAUGACGUCCACCAUGCUACCUCAAACCCGUGAUGCGGUUUGCGAAUGUCUAUUUGUACUGUGCAACGAAGAUGCCACUCAAUUAACACAGGAAGUGGGUUACGGUAACGCGAUUGGAUUUCUUGUCAACCGUGGGAUCGCCGUGGAACCACCUCGGGGAUCAGACGCAAAUGAUCCCAACAAGCAAAUUAAUCCUAUUACGGGACAAUAUGUGUCUGCAGAGGAAGCUGCCGGUCCAAGUUUGGCGGAGAUGACGGACGAGGAAAAGGAACGGGAAGCCGAGCGCUUGUUUGUCUUGUUUGAGCGAUUAAAGAAGAAUGGAAUCAUUCAAGCCGAAAACCCUAUCAUUGCCGCGAAACAAUCGGGCCGAUUCGAGGAGAUCCCGGAUGAUAAGUCAAGCGACGAUGAAAAGUAAAAAAAAAAGUUUAAAAGAAGCCCCUAUCUAAUAUAUACUUUAUACCUGCCUCUGCUUUCGGUUAUUGAACCCUUCUUCACUCCAUCUAUGGCACCCUUUCUCCUCCAAAAACUCUUACUCUCUCGUUCUCUGUUUACCCAAUACUACCUAAAUAACUCGUUUACUGUCAUGUUUCUAUCAUUAGACUAAGGUUGAAGGCCCUCGGAAAAAUGAUGUGAUUGUUCGUCAAUCAAUCCUUACAUAGUAAAAUGGCGUCAUCGAUAUAAGUGUUCUCAUAAAGUGGUAUGCCUCACUUUGCAUGAGUGGAUCACUUACUACAUCCUUGUAGAUGGUUGUAAGCCUCGGUAUACAAUUUGCAGUUGUGUUUAAAAACGCACUACUAGCUCUAUUAUCUGAAGAUCAUUAAUGUAGUAACAUCACUGCACCAGUGUCCCUGAC
Molecule: messenger RNA, 1040 nt
Organism: Zychaea mexicana
Lineage: Eukaryota; Fungi; Mucoromycota; Mucoromycetes; Mucorales; Lichtheimiaceae
Product: guanine nucleotide exchange factor
Exons: 3
Coding region: 189-602 (137 amino acids)
Biological process (GO): G protein-coupled receptor signaling pathway
Cellular component (GO): cytoplasm
Molecular function (GO): guanyl-nucleotide exchange factor activity; G-protein alpha-subunit binding
Source: RefSeq, a predicted model, not a curated record